Penicillium lagena is the source of this 456-nucleotide messenger RNA. RefSeq names its product RidA family protein. The transcript has a single exon. Gene Ontology annotation, molecular function: deaminase activity. Lineage: Eukaryota; Fungi; Ascomycota; Eurotiomycetes; Eurotiales; Aspergillaceae. The record is from RefSeq and is a predicted model, not a curated record. Gene Ontology annotation, cellular component: cytosol; mitochondrion. The coding region runs from base 1 to 456 and encodes 151 amino acids.
AUGCCUUCCAACUCACAGUCAUUCCUCUUGGACCCUGAGCGGCCAUCCGGUGCUACUCGAUACGCCCAUGCACGCGUGGUGCCACCAUCCGCAAACCAUACUAUAUAUGUUUCUGGAAUUGCUGCGGUGAAACCCGACGGAACAUAUGAAGGUGUCACUCAAAAUGCAGACGGCACCUUUAAGGCGGAUGUUCGAGAACAAACAGCCGCUGUCCUACGUCGAAUCGAGAGCAUCAUCAAGGGAGCCUCUAAUGGAAAGGCGGAUCUGUACAAUAUUGUGGACGCGACGGUUUAUGUCCUGGACAUGAAGGAGCACUAUGCCGGUAUGAAUGAGGAAUGGAACAAAAUCUGGUCAGACCGUGCCAGUGCUCCGACACGCGCGACGGUUGGGGUUCGAGAGCUGCCGGAUCCGCGGUUUUUGGUGGAGAUCAAGGCAACAGCCAUUUUUGAAGUGUAA